Phragmites australis (common reed) is the source of this 1741-nucleotide messenger RNA. Its product is annotated as probable glycosyltransferase 6. The record is from RefSeq and is a predicted model, not a curated record. Bases 110 to 1519 code for a protein of 469 amino acids. NCBI's taxonomy places the organism in Eukaryota, Viridiplantae, Streptophyta, Magnoliopsida, Poales, Poaceae. Gene Ontology annotation, cellular component: endosome; membrane; trans-Golgi network. The transcript has a single exon. Gene Ontology annotation, molecular function: galactosyltransferase activity.
CCAGACCCGAGGCCUUUGGCUUUUGCCCCUUUUCCGCCUAAAACCCAGGUGCGCGGCGGCGUUCGGCUUCUGGGCAACCGCCUUUCAGUUCCACACGAGCAGCAUCAGUAUGGCAUCAGCGGAGGCCGCGCCGUUCUGCGUAUCGGCGUCCGCGGGGAAGGGCGCCGCCGCCGCGAGGCCGCACGGGCACCUCGUGCUCCCGGCCGGGCGCGCGCGCGAGGCGCUGGCGUUCGCGGCGGGCGCCGUGGCGGCCGUGCUCGUGCUCCUCGGCUCGGCGUCGUUCCUCGCGCCCGCGCCCGUACCCAACCUCGUCGCCUUCCCCACCCCCGCCUCCGCCUCCUCCUCCGCGCGCGACGCCGGCGGCGUCGUCGGUGUGGGGAAGGGGCCGCGCACGUUCUACGACGACCCGGGGGUGUCCUACGCCGUCGGCCGCCGCGUCACGGAUUGGGACGCCAAGCGCGCGGCGUGGCUGCGCACCCGCGGGCUCGACGGCGCGGCGGUCGCGGGCCGCGUGGUGAUGGUGUCCGGGUCGCAGCCGGAGCCGUGCCGCGGGUCCGGGGGCGACCACCUCCUGCUGCGAUUCCUCAAGAACAAGCUCGACUACUGCCGGCUCCACGGGAUCGAGCUCCUCUACAACACGGCGCAUCUAGAGCCGUCCAUGGUGGCGUACUGGGCCAAGAUCCCGGCGGUGCGCGCCGCGAUGCUGGCCCACCCGGAGGCGGGGUGGGUCUGGUGGGUCGACGCCGACGCCGUGCUCACCGACAUGGAUUUCUCCCUCCCGCUCGAUCGCUACGCCGGCCACAACCUCGUCGUCUACGGCUGGGAGAAGGAGGUGUACGACGCGAGCUCGUGGGUGGGGCUCAACGCCGGGGUGUUCCUCAUCCGCAACUGCCAGUGGUCGCUCGACCUCAUGGACGCGUGGGCUCGCAUGGGGCCGGCCUACCCGGAGUACGCCGCGUGGGGAAAGACGCUAAGGGAAGCGCUCGCGGGGAAGCCCAACGACGAGUCUGACGACCAGUCGGCGCUGGUGUACCUGCUCCUCAAGCACCGGGAGCGGUGGGGGAACAUGACCUACCUUGAGACGGGGUACUACUUCCAGGGCUACUGGGCGGAGAUCGUGGGCCGGCUCGACGGCGUGGCCGCGCGGUACGAGGCCGUCGAGCGGGGCGGCCGCGGCGUCGCCCGCGACGCGGCGAGGGGGCUCCGGCGGCGGCACGCGGAGCGGGAGCACCUGCGGUACGCGGCGGCGAGGAACGCCGCGGCGGGGCGCGCCGUCCCGGGGCCCGACGGCGGCGGGCAGACCGGGUGGCGGCGGCCGUUCAUCACGCACUUCACGGGGUGCCAGCCCUGCGGCGGCGCGCCGAACCGGAUCUACUCGCGCCAGCGGUGCGCCGACGGGAUCCGCCGCGCGCUCGGGUUCGCGGACGACCAGGUGCUCCGCGCGUACGGGUUCCGCCACGCAGGCCCGCUCAGCGACAGCGUCCGGCCGCUGCCGUUUGGCUACCCCGCCGCGCGGUGACCGCGCACAGGCACCGCUGGCGCUCGACGCCGCGGCUCGUGGGCCAGCAGCACAAGGCAGUGAAUUCGCUCUGACCGCGCGCCGACAGGUGAUCAGGAGUGGCGAGACAAAGAUUUAGAGCCCUUCUGCAUAUGGAUAUGAGUGUCAAACCCAAACCGUCAAACAUGUUUGUAAAUGUGGAUGUGGUGUCGAUCGCAGUGAGAGAUUUGGGCCUUGUUUGGA